AACCGUCAGAACAAGCGUCCAUGGACCUGUGGAACUGGGAUGAGGCUUCACUACAGGAAGUGCCUCCUGGGGACAAGCUGACAGGACUGGAAGGAGCAGAAUUUGGUUUCUAUUUUCCUGAAGUGGCCCUGCAAGACGACACACCGAUGAACCUAGAGAGCUGCUGGAAAGGGUUCCCAGAGCUAGACUGGAAUCCCGCUUUACCUCACGAAGAAGUACCUUUCGAGGCGGAGCCCGUUGCUCACUCCCUUCCGUGGUCACGAGACAGGACAGACCUGGGGUGCAACACCACAGACCCGUGGAGCUGUGCUGCGCAGACGCCAGGCCCCGCCCCUCCGGGCACUAGCCCCUCCCCCUUCGUCGGCUUUGAAGGGGCGCCGGGCCAGAAUCCUGCCACCUCGGCGGGAGGGGUCCCCUCGUGGUCGCACCCUCCCGCCGCCUGGAGCACCGCCAGCUGGGACUGUUCUGUGGGCCCCAGUGGCGCCACCUACUGGGACAAUGUCCAGAGCGAGGAAGCGCGGUCGGACUAUAGAAUGUCGUGGGGCGGGUCUGCGGGUUCGGACUACACCACCACUUGGAACACUGGGCUGCAAGAAUGCAGCAUCCCUUUCGAGGAGCACCAGAGUCCAGCAUUCACCACGCCCUCCAAAUCGAGCCAGCAGUCUGAUCGAGCCACGCUGACUCGCUACUCCAAAACUAACCACCGAGGUCCCAUUCAGCUGUGGCAGUUCCUCUUGGAACUGCUCCACGACCGGGCGCGCAGCAGCUGCAUCCGCUGGACGGGCAAUAACCGCGAAUUCCAGCUGUGCGACCCCAAAGAGGUGGCCCGGCUGUGGGGCGAGCGCAAGAGGAAGCCGGGAAUGAAUUACGAGAAGCUGAGCCGAGGUCUACGUUACUAUUACCGCCGCGACAUCGUGCUCAAGAGCGGUGGGCGCAAGUACACAUACCGCUUCGGGGGACGUGUGCCUGUCCUCGCCUAUCAGGAUGAUAUGGGGUACCUGCCAGGUGUAGAAGGCCAAUAA
Grammomys surdaster is the source of this 1022-nucleotide messenger RNA. It is a transcript of the gene Etv2, whose product is annotated as ETS variant 2. NCBI's taxonomy places the organism in Eukaryota, Metazoa, Chordata, Mammalia, Rodentia, Muridae. Gene Ontology annotation, cellular component: nucleus. The transcript is spliced from 6 exons. The record is from RefSeq and is a predicted model, not a curated record. Gene Ontology annotation, biological process: cell differentiation; regulation of transcription by RNA polymerase II. Gene Ontology annotation, molecular function: DNA-binding transcription factor activity, RNA polymerase II-specific; sequence-specific DNA binding. Bases 21 to 1022 code for a protein of 333 amino acids.